Molecule: messenger RNA, 535 nt
Organism: Arabidopsis lyrata subsp. lyrata
Lineage: Eukaryota; Viridiplantae; Streptophyta; Magnoliopsida; Brassicales; Brassicaceae
Exons: 2
Coding region: 90-287 (65 amino acids)
Source: RefSeq, a predicted model, not a curated record
UUCAGUUUCUUAUAUAACACAAGAGCUGGUCUUUGUUAUUUAGUAUUGAAUCGUGGGAGAGUUUGAUCGACCAGUACUUAUAUUAAAUAAUGGCUACAAAGGCAUCAAAUUUAGUUGUUUUUCUUCUCUCUUUGCUUCUUCUGCUCUUAUUGAUCUCCUUUCAAGUUGGAGUCGCCGACGCCAAACGCAACAAACCAGGCCACGACCAGCUUUUGGAUUACCCUCGCCCUCCCACCGCCCCUAUAUAUCUGCCGCCCUCUAAAUCGCGCAAAGGAAAAGGUCCAUAAGCCAAAGUACGUACGUUUUGACCAGUGAUGGAGAAGAAACUAUAUAUAAUGGUCAAGAUUCGAGAUUAAUGUUGUUGUGAUCUCAUAUUAGUAAACGUUUUUCUGAUCAUAUCACAUUUUUAGAUCGUAUUUGGUUAUAAAUAUGUUGUCGGUUGUACUGGUUUGGCCACAUAUAUGUCGUAACUAAACAAUGGCUAUUUUUGGCUAAAUUAGUUGUCAUCAUCACGAAUAAAUGUUAUAAUUAUGUC